AGUUACAGUCAUAGGACACAGAGGAGAGAGAUUUGACAUCAGAUGCCCAUAUGAAUCUGGAUAUGAAUCAAAUCCAAAGUAUUUGUGUAAAGGCGAGUGUAUCUUUGGAAGCAGAAACAUCAUGGUUAAAUCAGGAUCUCCAGCUGAAGACCAGAGAUUCUCUCUGACUGACAACACGACGGCCAGAGUUUUCACCGUCACCAUCACUGAUCUGAGACCUGAGGAUGCAGGACAAUACUGGUGUGGAGUGGAGAGGACUUUCAGUACUGAUGUCUAUUCAGAGAUUUUGUUGCUGGUUAAACAGGAUAAUAAGACCACUGCGAUUUCAACCACCAGCCCUUUUACAGCAACACUGUCAUAUUUCAGCACAACAGAACCACAUCCACAAUCCAGCAGCAUCACAAUCACAGAAAGAAAAGAAACAAUCACAGAUCAGCACAACUCCUCAGCAGGUUCAGUUGUGAUUAUCGUCACU
Messenger RNA from Sinocyclocheilus grahami, 475 nucleotides. Its product is annotated as CMRF35-like molecule 4. Gene Ontology annotation, cellular component: plasma membrane. Gene Ontology annotation, molecular function: transmembrane signaling receptor activity. The transcript is spliced from 3 exons. The annotation marks the transcript as partial. NCBI's taxonomy places the organism in Eukaryota, Metazoa, Chordata, Actinopteri, Cypriniformes, Cyprinidae. The record is from RefSeq and is a predicted model, not a curated record.